AUGGAUUUAUUACUGACCAACCCAAGGUUUAACACCAAUAAUCUAAUGCCACAAGGCCUUAUUGAUGUUCUGAAAAGUGGAUUCAAUCUCAACGAUUUGCCCUACGAUCUUCUCACUGAAAAACAGGAAAGUUCUUCUUCCUCUUCAUCAGAAAAUAAUGCUUCUUCCCCAUCUACACCUCCAACAUUCCCUUCAAUGCCUGUUGCGUGCUCUGAUGUUCCUUACGAUGAGACGGUUGCCGACACUGAGGCCCUCAAGGAUAAGCUACGACAUGCGCUCAAAGACAUAAUUCCACACAAAUCCACCUUGCAAAUCCAAGUACUAGUUGCUUAUACUGUUGAUGACAGCAAGAAGGAUGUUAUUUUAAUCAACGAAACUUAUCAUCAGACGAAACACGAUCAAACGACAACUACAGUAACUAACAAUGUUCUUGACCUUUCGCAAAAGUCAGAUGAAGAUUCCUCGAAAUCUUCUGUAUCUGAAAAUGAACUUGGUGAUUUGUUGUCAGCUCCAUCAGUACCAAUUGGGAACCUUCUUCCUAAUCAUUCGGCACCUCUUGGCCUUCCCUCUCAAACUUCCAAUCCACUCACUUUGAAUCAAGACAGUAUGACUCAGUUGUUGCGAGGCUUUUUAAAUAGCACUAAUACCCCUUUUCUAAAUCUACUGCAGUCCACAGUCAAUUCCUUCAAUUUCUCAUUUCCAAUUAGCCUUCCAUCUCUUCCUCCAUACACUGCCAACAAUUCUGACGUGAAAAGAUUCGCUCCAAUUACACCAAAUAUCCCCAUCACAAACUCUGAUUGCAUCCAACCGAAUUCAAUUUCAAAAGUAAAUGACACUGAAAGCUUGAAUCCCUUCGCAGUUCCUAAGCUUGGCUCAUCAAAUUCAUCAACAAUGGCAUUUUGCCCCUUUCCAAGGCUUCCAAGCCGUCCUUCACGCCGAAGACGCUAUUUUCAGUCCCGACGCUUCGCUUGUAACCAAUGCAAAGUGCACUUUUCAUCUGUAACUGAACUGACUCGACACACUCUGGAGGUUCACAAUUCAUUUCGGUGUAAUUAUUGCAAUGCAAAGUUUACCCAAAGAUCCAACCUCCAAAGACACUCUCUGAAACACGUUGGGUUCAAGCCCUUCACUUGUAAUGUCUGCAACAGAGGAUAUUGCAGGAAGGAUCAUCUUGUCCGACAUAUCGAAGCCGUGCAUCCCAAUGUUGAUCCUCGUUUGAGCAUCACCACUCACCUUAACUCCUCAGAAUGUCUUGAAUUCCUUGAAAAGUCACAUCCCAAAUUGGAUGGAAACAACAGCAGUACUCAGUCCACUCUAGAAGCAACAAAUCAUGGUUCAGUAAACUCUCCCGCAACAUCUGAUGACGAUUUCAUAUUGGCCAACGGAGGACCUUCUCUUCUACCUGUUGCUCAAGAACAUACAGUCCAGUCAAUCGAUCAGACUGUUGAACAGUCUUCUUUCCAACCAAUGGAAGAAUGA
Messenger RNA from Rodentolepis nana, 1479 nucleotides. Lineage: Eukaryota; Metazoa; Platyhelminthes; Cestoda; Cyclophyllidea; Hymenolepididae. The record is from the annotation of a GenBank genome assembly.